Messenger RNA from Alligator mississippiensis (American alligator), 10768 nucleotides. It is a transcript of the gene CMTM4, whose product is annotated as CKLF like MARVEL transmembrane domain containing 4. The transcript has 4 exons. Lineage: Eukaryota; Metazoa; Chordata; Crocodylia; Alligatoridae. The record is from RefSeq and is a predicted model, not a curated record. Gene Ontology annotation, cellular component: membrane. The coding region runs from base 213 to 845 and encodes 210 amino acids.
CGCCGGGGGAGGAGCUUGCGGCGGCGGCGGUUGCCCGGCGGUUUGGACGGGGACGGCGAGCGGCGCGGACUAGCGCAGCGCCUCGCAGCGCGGCCUCCCUCCUUCUCUUCCUCCCUCUGCGCUGCGGGGCCCGGGCGCGGCAAGAUGCUGCCCCGCCGCCCCCCGCGUCCUGCCGCCGCCUCCUGAGCACCCCGGCCCGGCCCGGCCCGACCAUGAGGGACGGCGAGGACCUGGAGGGCUUCGAUGGCGAGGCGUCCAGCACGUCCAUGAUCUCCGGCGGCAGCAGCCCCUACCAGCCCACCACCGAGCCCGUGAGCCAGCGCCUGGGCGGCCUCCGCUGCGACCCCGACUACCUGCGGGGCGCCCCGGGCAGGGCCAAGGUGGCCGAGGUGGUUUUGGCACUGAUUGCAUUCAUCUGCAUAGAAACCAUCAUGGAAUGUUCCCCGUGCGAAGGCCUUUAUUUCUUUGAGUUUGUGAGCUGUAGUGCAUUUGUAGUUACUGGAGUUUUAUUGCUUAUGUUCAGUCUAAAUCUUCAUACAAGAAUACCACAGAUCAACUGGAAUCUUACAGAUAUGGUCAACACUGGACUCAGCACUUUCUUCUUUUUCAUUGCAUCUGUUGUACUCGCUGCUUUAAACCAUAAAACUGGAGCAGAGAUCGCUGCUGUGAUAUUUGGUUUCUUGGCAAUGGCAGUGUAUGCUGUGAGUCUGUAUUUAGCUGUUAAGAAAUGGCAAAUGAACGGCAGGCAGCAGAACAGCCGGCAGACCAGCAAUUACUUGCGGGCCCGGACAGAGUCGAGAGAAGUGGAUCAGCAUCCUGAGAUUCAGCGUUUGGAUGAUGCAUGAAAGCUACAUCUGGGGAGAGGACUGUGAGGAGGGAAAACGAACGUUUUAUUUUCUCUCAUCAAGUAAAGUUCAUGUAGUUUUCAGUUUUCCAUAUUUUUAGGAAGAGAAGGGAGAGCCUGUCUUGGCAGAAAAUACCUGGCUGUGUGUACAGAGAAAUACGUUGAUCUACAUUUUGUUCAGAGUCCAUUUACAUGAAGGCUAUAAGUACUGGCCACACAAAGCAAGAUCUGUAUGAAAAGUCCACGUAGGUGUCUGAAGUCUGUUAGUAUUUUGAUUAAACACCUGUAGGGUACUUUUUCCAGUUUCAGGCUGUAGAGACUCAUCGUAUUCUACCACUAUCUCUUCAUCCAGCAGGAAUGUUGUAACCAACAUUGUUUCCUAAAAGAGAGAAGAAAAACAAAGCCGCCUUCAAAAUUCAGUGCGUUGCACAUGAAUAGAAAGUGAGGGACAGAUAGCAAUAACAUUAGCUAGAGACCAUGUACACCAAUUCUGUACACUUCCUUAUGCAGCUUUGCCAAUGCAAUUCAGUUCUCACUUCCACAGUUUAUUUCUUGGUACGUUUGUAUCGCUGAGACAGGCAACCAUGUUGGAUGUUUGAGCUGGUGGAUGUGAUGAUGCAGACAGACCUACACUAUUGACAAUGCCGAAGCCACCAAAUAAGCUUCUUUUAUGACCUUGGCUGUAUUAGAACUUGGGCUUCUACAUGGGCAAAAUGAGUACAUAUGCCUGCUCUGUGGUCAGCACAACCUAGGCAGAACAAGUAUGUAGGUAUCUGUGAGUGGUUUUGAAUAUGUUGCAUAACUUUCAAUAACAAAAUCCUUUUUGGAAUAAUUAUCAAAUAAUCAUCUACACCUCAGUGACAGUUGUUCCUAACUCCUAGGUUCAGCUUUCUGGAAAUGUUAGGAGCCAGAAAAAUCCAUCUUUCCAAGACUGCAAUACUGCAUUUUGCAUAUGAUUAAUGCAUUUCAUGGCAUAUUCUGGUCUGGGCUGGUCACAUGACUCUCUUGUUUUAUUUUUAAACUGGUUGGUAGUAACUAAUGUAAGUUGAUCUGUCCAAUGUGGGUAUUAUCUACAAAUGUUUUUAUAAUGCUCCUUUGCAGAUUAGGUUGUAAGGAAGACAGUAUGGUGGACUCUAUUGUUUUUCACUGUUUAUGUUUAUAAGCCCUUCUCCCUAGUUUAAGUUUUCUUAUUUACAUUCCAGUUUCAGUGAGGAGAAGAAUUCAUGUUUUCUAAUUGGAGACUAUAUUCUGCAAUAAUACAAGUAGAAUCUGUUAAUUGUAAUUGGAAGACUUCCCAAUAUUUAAUGUUGUCUAUGUUGUUAUGUCUGUUUGUCAUGUGGAUCAUGGUUGGCACAUGAGUAAGUGCACAUUUCAGCAAGUUUCCUGUUUGUUGUAGAUGAAGGAAGAAAAAAAUCACUAGUCAAGGUCCAACCUCAUAGAAAUUGGGAGAUCUUUGAAAUCAGUGGAGUUCUGCUUGCUCGCACCUGAUCUGAGUUGACUUUAAGCAUUGCAUUUGCACGUAGCUAUUCCCAGCAUACUUAUACAUACUUGUACCAGUAAAUAUUUGGAAUGCUAAGUAUGAAGGACAGUAAAAUUCAGAGGUACUGUCCAGUCACUUUCAGGUACAACAUGUGACUUUUGCAAAACACUUUUACCAACCCUACAAUCAUUAGAAAUAUGUUUGUGAUUUUGUUUUUCUUUUUAACUUCCAAAGAAGAUAGAGAGCUCAGGAUUUAAACACUAUGCUUCACUGUUCACAUCUUAGGCAAUGCAGCAUUGUGCUAGUGCAUGAAAGCCAGAAAAUGGAACUGACUCAUCUGUUUUUAUCAUCCAUCAUGUAUGUUGUUUCCAGUCCAAGCUACAUUAAUGGUCAAAAGCAAACUUAGAUAUUUUCAAGAUUCAGGUUAGUGAUUAAAUUAAAAGAACGUUUUAAAAACUUUUUUUUUAACUUGGUAAUUGAUCUCUCCUAACAUUUUAAUGUUAUGUUACAUUUCAGUGAAUGCUCUAGUUGAAGGUAGGGCUGAGUUUAGAGUCUGAACACCUAACUGUUGAAGCUCACUUGAACCUACAAGUUAGCUAACAACACAGAUGGCUUAUUAAUUUAAAGUUGCUCUUCACCAGGAUUUUUGGACAUCAUAUGAAACCUGUAGUUCGAUCUACUGAAUGAUGGAGUUUAUCAUGCCUAUUGGUGCUCUGUAUUUCCGCUCACUGUACCGAACAUUGGAGGGGUGUGAGGGAGUUUAUAGAUGCUGUUAAUUGUUAAAUGAAAAUGAGUAUUCAUCAAAACAUGUUAAAAAUUAAACACAGUGACAUCUAGGCUGUAUAAAAAAGAGAAUGUAGAAAUCUUACCGAAAGCUCCAAAAAGAGACAUCUGGAAGAUACUGUCUGCUCCACAUUUAUACUUGUAGGAUGGCGUUUCAACUGAAGUCAUGGAGCAAACGAAUAAACUGGGUGCUAAGAGCCAUAACAAUUGAAAUGUUCCAAAAGUAACUGAAACGCUUUAGGCACCUCUUCAUAUGAAAUACUAUUUUGUAGCGUUUCACUUCAUUACAUAUGCCCAGGGACAGUACACUGGAGCUGGGCUUACCCCUUCUUCCUCCCCAUUGACUGCUGCGGCAGCGCUGACAGUGGGCCCAGCCCCUUCCACCCUUCCCUCUCCUCUAUCUCUUUUCCCUAUGAAGGGAGGGGAAGCUGAGACAGGAGCCGAAGGUCACUACAGCCUGCUCUAGCAUCCUCAGGCCAGUGCUAAACAAGGCUGCAGGAGUUUUAAACAUUUCUGCCAGGAACGGUACAGGGGAUGUAAGCGUGUCCCCUGGCAGUAAUGUUUAAAUUUUGAAGCAUUACCAAUGAAGCAUUUUUAAGUGCGUUUCACUUUGAAAUGUUACAGCUGUUACAUCUGUUCACACCCUGUGUGGCACAGUAGUAAGGCUCGUUAAUGUAGCAGGAGUUUAUUCCAGUUGUUGUUUAGAAAAAGGAAUAAAACAUGGGAUGUCCCGUAGUCCCCUGGUUUUCCCUAUGGUUUGUUGUUGACCUUGAUUAAUGUUCUGAUUACUGAAUAAUCUUGUGCUCAGCAUCUACAAUUUUAUGAGCUGUUGAUAUCUUUUAACUUGUGUCUUUCGUUACGUGGGGAAGUAGGGGAAAGUUGAUAGUGCUUUGCCAGUUGAUUCACAAAUAGUUCUUGUUAGCGUGCAUGGGGGCUGCAGAUGCCUGACUAAACAUGAGCAAUACACUGAUACCUCUAACAUGGUAUGAUACAGGAUCAUACAGUAACAUAUAGUAUGACCUGAAAUGGUUACACUUGAAAUACAAUGUGUUUGAUAUGUUGUGCAUAGUAUCCCAUUGUUUAUUACUUACAUUUUUACGUAGUUGAAACAGUCAUUGGAGUUGAGUUUCAGCAGAAAACUAAUGAGAGACAGGUCUUAAAUACACUGGUAAAUAGAAAAAUGUGGAGCUUCCUUAUUUUGGGGACCAAAGAUGAUGUUCGUGUAGUGCACAUAUACUCUUUUUAAUCUGAGCUAGUGAUGUAUUAGUUUUGGAAAACAUUAUUUUUGAUCUUUAAUUUGAAGAAGCUGGAUAUGCUUGAAGCUGGGAUAGAAAAUCAUAUGUACAUAGUGAACAUCCCAUAUAUAUGGUAGUGUAAUGAAAUAAACCCUUUUCCAACAAAUUUGAAAUUGAUAAUCCUAUUGAAGAUUGCAGUUGGCCUUCUUGGAAAAAAAAUGCAGGGAUUUUUUUUUUUUUUUGUGAGAUGUGCAUAGAAAAUACAUGCUUAUUAAUUGCUGCUUCCUAAUGGAUUACAGUUUUGCUUUACCAUCAGUUAGUCCUGCUCUUACUUAUUUGGUAAUAAUAGAGGGAUGAUUUCUUAUAGUUCAUGAGAACACUGCUGAGCUUCUCAAAGGAACCCCAACAGCGUAAAUGAAGCUAAAUUGAAAACCAAACUGAUGGACGGUGUGGAAAUUGGAUACGUGAAACAAUGGUGAGGAUCAGGGUUUUCUUGUGGGGCAAAUACUGCCCUCAGAUAAGUAGUGAAGUCCAGUGUAUUUCAGUGUGUCGGCAAAGAUAAGGGCACAGGUUUUUCCAUAGUAGUAUACAUUGCAUAAGGGUCGUAUAACAUGAAUAAAAUAGUUACUUAUUGGCAGUGGCAGCUGCACAUGUGGGUGGAGUUUUUUUUUCUCCUAGUAGCUCUAUUAUAUGCACCUUUAUCAACAUCAUGAUACGUUUGACACCUGGCAACAUGACCGUAGCAGCAUGCAAACUGCUCUGUGCCUGAGAGAAUUUUUACAGAAAACCUAGUAGAGAACCAAGCACUCGGGGGGGUGGUUGGCCUAGUCGUGUAGCUGGUUCCUUUUUCCUUCUGUCUAGUCCUCGGGUUUUGGUAGUUUUUGGACAUAGUCCUCCAUUCUACUUGCCUUUAGAAACCUACAGAUUGUCCAGAACCUGCUCUUUUUUAUUUGUGAUAUUGUUUGGUGAUAGAUUUUUUUUUGUAGAUUUUUUUUUUUCCCCUCCAUAAAUUUAGAAUCUGUUUUGCACAGAAGUCCUCUAUUGUACCCCACAGAAAUGCAAGCACAUAGUUUAAAAGACUUGGAGAGUCUCUGUCUAUGCUUCUUCCAGAGAGAGACUUCUAGCAUUGGGAUCUCUGAGGUCUCAGCUUCCCAGAAUGUAGUGGUCUUUAAACAGUGGUCGGCCUUUAUAUAUGACAGCCAUUACUUCCAGGUAUUCAAAAGUCUACAAGGCUUUGCUUGGCUCUGGUGGCAAGGCUUAUUACGGUUGUUUUUCAUGCUUAAGGGAUGCCUGUUGUUUAAAGACUUAAAUGCAGCCAGACAAGGACCUUAAAGAUGCUCUGCCAGUGUGAUCCAAUGUUAAACUUUGUGAUGAGCUUUACUUUAGGGAAGAAUAACUCCUCGGGUGUUUCGUAUGAUUUGCAUUCAGCCUGUAGCCCAUGGCUUGGAACCGUCUGGGACUCCUCUGUUCUCAGCCUCCUGUGUCUGGCAGUACAAGAUGCUGGAGGGAGCCGAGGAGAGUUGGAGGGACAGUCAGCAAUUUCUGGUAUUUUUUUUAGAUUGGUGAUUCUCAUCACUUGGCUGUGGAAGGCUUCAAUACAAAUCUUCAUAUAAAAGUAUCUUUGUUCCAUUUGUAACAUCGCGAGCUCUAGGGAUUCUCAAAAUAUUCUCCUCCUUUAGUGGGAAGAGUGUGUGGAUUAGUAAGAGAACUACUCUUCAAAAAGAUGGCCCAGACAGUUGCGUGCAUUUGGGUUGUAGAAUUUGUCUCCAAACUUUUCCAUGAAACAUCAGGUUUAACCUUUCUAAGCAAAGGAAGACUUUCCCUUCUUGCUUUUAGCCUUCCUGAACUCUUGUGGGGGUAGAACAAGUGCUUGCCAUACCCAUUUCACCUUCCUGUUGCAAAGUUUGUAAUUCAUCUUUCUUUUUUUGAUAGGGACUAUUUCCCUACCUUAAGCCUUCCCAUGCAUGUUUGUUUUUUUUCUCCCAUAAUCCUUUUUUCAACUAUUCUAACCCAUUUCCUUUCUGGAAGUGGUGAUUAAUAAUACAGUGGUUCUGUUGAGCACCUUUCACAAAAAGUUUGAAGAGAUCUGCAAUUCAAAUGCUAUUAAAAAUAGUGUCAUCCAUCUUCCUGCAGAUGCAGUGUAAAAACAUGAACAGCUUUCAGUCUAAACAGAAGCAUAAAGAAGAUAUAGGCCCUCACAUUUAAAGGCCUGGAGCCAGAUAGCUUCAACUGAUAUUUAGCAAAUAAGUGGGCAGAAUUUGAUCAUGACCAAAGUGUGCAGGGAGCUAAUAAUACUUAGCACUUACAUAACUAUUUUCAAAAUAGCAUGUGCACAUUAAUAAUUAUCAAUGCGCCUGGGAUGGAGGCAGGGAACGUUUUCUGCAGUCCUCCAGAAGGGGGAGACAUGAGGCUAAGUGAGUCAAUGGUAAAAGCAGGCUUAGAAAGCUGUGCUCCUUUGACUUUUAACCCUGAGGAGCCAGCACCAUCCCUAAUCAGAAAUCAAGGUCAUCAAAACUCAUCUAUGGAUUUUAAAGAUACACUGUUAAGUUACCCGUAAUAUUGAUGUCAUAGCAUUCACUCAUUUGAAGAGCAGUAGUUGCUACAGCAUGCAAGUGCUGCCUCCGCCAGAAGACCAGAGGGUUUCUGGGAAGGAAGUACAGGUUGAAGGCACCAGUCUUGCAAAAUGUUUUGCCCUUAAGUUAUCCCUACAGUCAAGGCUGUUUCCUUGCAUGGGAUUUCUUCAGGGUCCUCCCCAUGCAGGGGAGUGUAGCAUUGUGGCCAAAACUAACUCAGACAGAUGAUGUGGAGAGAGCAGUUGUAAACUACUGUGUGUUUAUACUUGUUCUCACAUAUAUUGGAAAUGACAUAUGGCCAUUUUGAAAUGAAACUGAAAUCUGCACCGAACAAGAAUGUUUCAGGAAGGGAGCUGGAAAGGUUGCUUGAAAAUAGCUAAUGAAGUGAUGAGGAAAGUCUUCCUUUCAUUUGAAUGGGGGAAGUCACUAAAACUAUAGGCAGAAUUAAUUUUAAAUUGUUUUUAGUCCAGGGCUCUGCUCUGUAUUCAGGAAUUCUCAGGAAACUUCUGUAGAGGUUUUUUUUUGUGUGUUUGUUUUGGGUUUUUUUCUUACUGCCACUGUAUUGACUGUCUCUCUUGGUCACAGGAGCAGGGGGGUUUCAGAUCUGGUGGAUCCGUUUGGGAGAUAGUGAAGUAGUCUGGCUCUAGUAGUUUUGUUUUUUGUUAUAAUUGUUUAAUUAAAAGAAAAAGAUCUGUCCCUAAUUUAACCAUUUAUAUUUUAGAAUAUGCUUUUUAGGAGAAACUCUACGUACACUGUGAUUAUAGUGUCCUUUGACUUGGAAUACAUGAUGAAGUCUGAUUUUUCUUUUGGGAUACGCAGCUUUCAGAAGUGUUCUUAUAUAUACCCAUGAAUGAAAGUUGCUUAUUUAUCUCAGAAAAUGUAAGUACAUCUUGUGCUGGCAUUUGCUAAACUUUCGUAUCCACAAUCCCAGAGGGGCUAGUGAAGAGUUGCCUUUUAAUUGCUAUGGGCUAAUAAUAUUUUUUAUAACUAAUCAAAGAGGUUCCUUCUUAAAUUAUAUUUGGCAAGCAGAAGAUAUUUAAUUUUGUUUUUAUAUUCAAUAUACAUAGUUACCUUGAUUGACAUAUUUAUAAUAUAGAGCUUUGAAUUUACUAUGAAGGUUUUAUCUCUGUCCCAUGGAUUUCAUGGAUGAAAUAUAAGCCAGUUAACAUAUAUUGAAGAAUAUGAAAACUGUCUUCAUCGAUUCAUGAUGAAGACAUAGGAACAUUUCAAAAGGCAGUGUCCAGAUCUUGUAAACAGGCUUUUGGACCUUUUCCUUGUUCUUUGGUUGGGGCUGGUCCCUGCAGCUAUAACAACAUCUAGAUGGGAAAUGCUGGAGUAACUGAAUGAAAUACAAACAUCUGCCUCUUCUGACUGGUAAGGAUUAUUGUCCAGAAAAUGAUGAAUUUCAGGGUACUGUUUUUGGACAAAUGUCUUAAUAGACAUAUUUAGUUGAAACCUUUGUGUGUUUUGAAAGGACAUACCCUCUAACUAGUCUGAGUUAUUACUUUUGGUAACCUUUAAUCCCAGAAGUGUAAUAGUCUAAAUAUUUUUGCGAUGCUAUGUUGAUCCUGACGUCUAUAAGGUUAAUGUGGUUCUGGUUAGCAUUUUGUAUUUUAAAACUUGCUACCUUUUUUUUUUUUUCCUACCAUUAAUAGUUAGAUCUUGAAUGUUUACUGGUUCCUACUUGUUGGAUUUUGUGGAGGGACAGUGCAUCUUGGCACUACUGUUAGUGAAGCUUUAAAUAGUAAGUUGCAGCGCUCAUGUGAGAUCUUAUUUUUGAUUUGCACUGUGACAAAUUUGCAUUUUAAAAUAACUCUUACACUUAAAAGACAACAUUUAGGAUAUCCUAGAAUGUAAGAUUUAGCUAUUUGCGAGGUGUCUUACCUGUCCAGGUUUCUUCUCUUCUACAUUGGUGUCAAUUGAAACUAUUUGUAUAUGUUGGAGCUUGUAAGGGUUCAGGAACCCAUGAUAAAAAUAGUAAAGUGUGUAUUUAUUACUCAUUGUAUUGCUCAAUUUUGAUUUGCAAAGUUGAUACUUGUUAUGUCUUUUCAUGUACUUGUAAACAAAUAUUGGAAAAUCUAUUUCACCUAGGGUGCCUUCCUUAUGUGAUAUAAGCACUUGUCAAUCAUAAAGGUAGAGAUGUAAAUGUAUUAAACCAGUAAACGCUAUUUUUGUAACAUGGCUGACUAACACACUUUUGGCUCCUUGUUGUGUUUUCACUAAUACCAGCCUUAAUGGAAACCAGCCUGUUUGUUUUUCUUUGGUGCACUAAAUAGUUAUGUUCUGAUCUUAUGGUGGAACAGGAAAAUUGUACCUCUUCUGCUCUGCGUGAGCCAGUUACCUGAUAAUGGAAAAUUGUUCAAACAUGGGGUGAGUGAACUAAACUAUCAAAUACAUGUACCCUCUCCUUUGUGAGAUUCCUGUUUGUGGGAUGCAGAUACAUCCUGGGAGCUAAGUCCCUGUAAAGGAACAGACUGGAACUGUCUGAUCCAAACAGUCCUGCAUCCAGCUGAUACUUGGAGCUGAGCUAAAGCAGACCUUCUAAAAGAAGGCAUCCUGCCUUGAUUGAAAGACCUCAGGUGACAGGCACACGUUCCAGUACUGCCAGUUGUGAGCAUGAGCAGCAGAAGGCUCAGGAAUACCAGGUGAAAGUAAAGCUUUCCUUAUUUUCAAAUCUGCAUGGUAAAUCAGAGUUAUAACCAUCUGUCUUUUGAACUUGCUGACUUCUAGGCUGGGCAUAGUGGACUCAAUUUGAGCACAAUUCAUCUGUGUGACCCUGACACCCCUUUCCCCCUCUGCCACUCUUGGUUUCCUCAGAAAAUUGUAAUCUUCUGCCGAGAAAGUAUUUUGAGCAUGUUUUAUGUGCCAUUGCAAAUCAGAGCCUGAUUCUGCAGACGUUCCUCAGGCAGAACUCCCUGCUGGCUUCCAGGACGGCAGGAUCAGCCCCUCCCUUCCACUCCCAUGUUAUCUCCCCUUCGUGUAUGAAUGCAUGUUCUGACCAAUUGGUUUUAAUUUAAUUUUGAGAAAACUUCAUUCAAGCAAAACGUGUGUAUGAGGAGUUUCCAGCUUGAUGUCACUUAGCUGGAUUUUGGUUGCUGUGCUUGCAGCUAUGUUAAAUCAGUCAAGGCCAUGGGCAAGAUGGUUUGCAAAAACAAUCGAAGGUUUCUGCUCUACGUAACUACUGUCCACUCCAAACUGGUGUCAUUUUCAGUCUUGGUAAUGCGUUUAACCUGAAACGGCAUGUAUAGUGACUGUCAGGCUCUUUUGAUGCUUUGAAUAACUUCAAAGGCCAAAUCAUUUCAGCAUAAGCAAAGGAAAUGCACUUCCUAAACUUAUUUUCUAGUGACAGCUUAUUCUUUUGUAUGUUACCCACUUCUUUUCUGUUCUUAUUAUUGCUAAACUGCAAAUAAAAGUUGAAGGAUUGUAAUAAAUUUAUUAUGUGAUACAGAAGGCAGUCUCUAACUUCCUAUUUUAUCUUGCCUAUGUUUUUAAAAAUACAUGUCUUUAUAACACAAUUUAAUGGUGUAUUUUAUCAGUUUAAAAUGUCAUUUUGCUUAUCCAAUCUUUUGUAUAUGGGCACAAUAACUUUUUUGUAAUUUCCCAAUUCAAAAUGUAGUAUUGCAUUACCUUUGAGUUUGUCUCUGUUUUUGUUGUUGUCCUUUUUGAUAUAAUAAGAUACUGAGCUCUACAAAUUUUCAUGGUACUCUUCUGAUUGUCUUCAUAGUGGUAAAAAUCUGUAUUUUUGUAUGUAGGGAAAUAGUAGUUUUCUGAACACUAAUCUCUGAUCAAUAUAGUAUGGAAUCAUUUGUGAAGGAUUUCUUGUUUAAUAAAUGGACAUGUUAAAGUGCUAAAA